AUGGACCUCGAUGCCGGUGACUCCCCAUGGGGUGAUGAGCCUUCGCGCUCUGUAACCAGCCCGACUACCUCCAAGCCCGAUAACUCUGAGAGCUCUCCCGCCCAGACCGCAACGUCAAUCAGCGGCGGCGAGGUCCGUACUCCGGGUCGUCGCGGCCCACGAGGAACACGCAAAAUCAGCGCACAAGCGACUCGUCUAGAAGCUGUCGAUGAUACCGUUGAUCCUCUUGGCCCGCUAGGAGAAGCUCCGUCCGAGACCAGCGCGACCCCCACCGAUGAGGCCCCGGCUCCUCCCCAGAAAGAAACCAUUGCUGGACGCAGCCCCCCCGCCACCGACGACUUUCCCUCCAGCAUUCGGUGGAACUGGUUUGUACAACCUCCUUCCGAGGCAGAGGGGCCGAAGCGCCAGACACAACCAAGCGUGAGCAUUGAACAGGCGGCGAAGCCGACAUUUGAUAUCAGCGUUGGGGACCCGCACAAGGUCGGAGAUCUGACAAGUAGCCACAUUGUUUAUCAAGUUCGGACAAAGACAUCUUCAAAGGGAUACCGCCAGCCCGAGUUCGCCGUCACACGCCGAUACCGUGAUUUCCUUUGGCUCUAUAACUCCUUGCACAACAGCAACCCUGGUGUGGUUGUUGCCCCUCCACCCGAGAAGCAAGCCGUGGGCCGAUUUGAUACAAACUUCGUCGAAUCACGCAGAGCCGCGCUGGAGCGGAUGCUGAACAAGAUUGCUGGUCACCCAAUUCUUCAGCAUGAUUCCGAUUUAAAGAUCUUCCUCGAGAGUGAGGCCUUCAACGUCGAUGUCAAGAACAAGGAGAACCGAGAGCCCGACCUUGGCCAAAGCAAGGGCAUGUUUAGCUCCUUCGGAAUUAAUGUCGGCGGAGGAGGCAAGUUUGUGGAACAUGACGACUGGUUCCAUGAUCGCAAAAUUUACCUGGACGCACUCGAGAAUCAAUUGAAAGCCCUGCUGAAAUCAAUGGAUACUGUGGUUAUGCAACGAAAGGGGCUUGCCGAAGCCGCAGGCGACUUCUCGAGCUCACUUCAUGCUCUCUCUGCCGUUGAGCUUUCUCCGGCCCUCUCCGCUCCCUUGGAAGGUCUGUCGGAUCUGCAGCUACGAAUCAGAGAACUAUAUGACCGCCAGGCUCAGCAGGAUGUCCUGACACUUGGAAUCACCAUUGAUGAGUAUAUUCGUCUCAUCGGCAGUGUGAAGACUGCCUUCUCCCAAAGACAGAAGGCUUUCCACAGCUGGCAUACCGCCGAGUCGGAUCUACAGAAGCGCAAGAAUACACAGGAUAAGCUUCUCCGACAGGGAAAGACGCAGCAGGAUCGUUUAAACCAAAUAAAUGCUGAUGUGGCCGAUGCGGAGCGAAAGGUUCACCAAACUCGAUUGUUAUUUGAGGAUAUGGGGCGCCUAAUGCGCAAUGAACUGCAACGAUUUGAAAAGGAGAAGGUGGAGGAUUUCAAAUCUGGCGUAGAAACAUUCCUUGAGAGUGCCGUGGAGGCUCAAAAGGAGUUAAUUGAGCUUUGGGAAACUUUCCUUUUGCAAUUGGAUGCUGGUGAAGACGGUAUCCCUUAUUAUGUCCCUCCUACAGAGGACGUGGCUGGUGAGACCGCUGCACUUGAGUCCCCCGCACCGAACACCGAAGCCUCACUUGGAGCUGAGGAUAACGCCUGA
Messenger RNA from Penicillium waksmanii, 1674 nucleotides. Its product is annotated as sorting nexin 1. The transcript has 7 exons. Bases 1 to 1674 code for a protein of 557 amino acids. Gene Ontology annotation, cellular component: endosome. NCBI's taxonomy places the organism in Eukaryota, Fungi, Ascomycota, Eurotiomycetes, Eurotiales, Aspergillaceae. Gene Ontology annotation, biological process: protein retention in Golgi apparatus; retrograde transport, endosome to Golgi. Gene Ontology annotation, molecular function: phosphatidylinositol binding. The record is from RefSeq and is a predicted model, not a curated record.